Aspergillus caelatus is the source of this 1477-nucleotide messenger RNA. RefSeq lists its product as uncharacterized. Bases 507 to 1337 code for a protein of 276 amino acids. Lineage: Eukaryota; Fungi; Ascomycota; Eurotiomycetes; Eurotiales; Aspergillaceae. The record is from RefSeq and is a predicted model, not a curated record. Gene Ontology annotation, biological process: peptidyl-proline hydroxylation to 4-hydroxy-L-proline. The transcript has 2 exons. Gene Ontology annotation, molecular function: iron ion binding; L-ascorbic acid binding; procollagen-proline 4-dioxygenase activity. Gene Ontology annotation, cellular component: endoplasmic reticulum.
UAAUAGCGUCAAGAUGCUUCAAACUUCGGGUAUGACUGUUUAGCCCUGGAGUAUCGAACAAUAACUGCAGAUGACUUCCUCGGUAGCAUGUCAGAGACUUGAACUGUAUCACGCAGCUUUGUCUUGACUUUUUCUAUGUCUUCGUCGGACAUUUGCGAUAAUAAUAUCCUGAAUUCACAGAAUUCCCUUGCGCAUUUUGAGGAUGAGCUGGACUCAUCGCUUGGAUUAGGGUCAUCUAGGGAAUGACUCGAUGCAAUUUGAAGAAUUUCGGGAAACUCUCCCAACUAUGCAAAACACUAGAAAACAUGAUGAUACAAUAACAAGCAUCCGCUAUACCCUGAUGACAUGGCAAGAUCGAUGUUGUGACUCAGCCUCCUAGGUAAGUCGUAAGGCAGACAAGAGCACUAGGCAUCAGCCCCCAAGGCACUUUAAAUACAGCAUCUUGCCCGGCACACCCAGCCUCAUAACGUAUCCGAAACACCACACCGCAUCACAUAUUCCCAACCAUGGACCCCCAGCCAAAUCCCAACUUUCUCCCGCGGACUGCACCUCCGGGAGCUAAAUGCGAUAAAAUCGACUUCGCAACCUCCGACCCACCACUACCCGAAUACAAGAACCGCUUCGCUGUAGUAAUCGACAAUAUACUCACAGAAGAAGAAUGCAACGAACUAAUCCGUCUCGCGGAAGCCUCAACGCUAACUCCCCAGUCCACAACACCGGUCUGGGAGCGCGCCAUGAUCAACGUCGGUGGCGGGCGACAAAGACUCGUAACAGACACCCGCAACUGCGGCCGUAUUAUCUGGGAUUCGCCCGAGUUAGCCGACAAGCUCCUUAAUCGAUUAAUGCCCUUUCUUAAAGAGCUCGAGAUCGAUCGGCUGGAGAAUCGGCCCCUUGUUACCGGGCUCGCGGGUCGGAAUAAGACCUACGAGUUGACGAGACUGAAUGAACGACUCCGGUUCCUCAAGUAUGAAGGUGGCGAGUACUUCAAGCCGCACUGGGAUGCGUCCUAUACCACCCCUGAUCGGGAAGAGAAGUCGUAUUAUACCGUUCAUUUGUAUCUGAAUGGGGAUGGGGAGCAGGAUCUCAAGGAGCUGAUGCGCGAGCAGAUCAGGGUGGAGGAGAAAGGGGAUGUUAACUUGGAUGUUGGGGGCAAGUUGCUUGGUGGUGCUACGUCUUUUCUUCCGAGGUAUGAGGAGAAGGAGAGGCAGUUGAGGGUUUUUCCUAAGAUGGGUUCGGUGCUUGUGUUUCAGCAGAAUGAUUUGCUACAUGGUGGGGAUUCGGUGCUUCGGGGGACAAAGUAUACUAUGCGGACGGAUAUUAUGUAUCAGCAGGUGUGAAGAUGACUAUCUUGUAUCGAAUAGAGGUGUCAAGGGCUGUUGAUGGAUCUUGACGAGAAUGGACGGAAGAACUACCAUCAGGCAGGCUAAGGUGAAUGCCCUAUUCACAUCUAACUUAUUCCAAGUGCGUAUUUUCAGAA